AAAAACUUUUCGUGCAAUUCAUUAUAUUAUAUUUCUACUUCUACUCUUCAGUCUAGAAAAAUAGCAUAUUUGAAUUUUUUGAGCUAAAAUUUGAAUUGUAAUAUUACUGCCUAAAAGUUUUCAUCUGAUAAUCUGAUUCUCAUGAUGUGUACUCCUAUCUAGUUAAACACAAUGAUGUAGCAAUAUUAGCAAAAUAUAAUUGACUUCUGUGAAUAUGUGUAUUGUCACUAUCUUGUAUUUUUCUAAGGUAGAGUCUUUAUCAUAUAUAAAAAUGGAAAAAAUGAGAGAAUUACGAAUGCAAGUUCAACAAAAUCAACGAGAAGUCGGAGAUUUUUUAAAAGAUCUUGAUUCUUGGACAACUGACAUAAAGACAAAGGAUGAAAGUUUGAAAACUAUGAAGCCAAAAGAAAAAGCAGCUUCUGCAUAUCCUCCUGUUCGAAGUAAAGGAAUUGUAGAAAAAGUCAAGAAAAAGAGAGAAAAUCAAGAAAAGAAAGAAGAAAGAAUAAAGUCCUCAGAUUACAGGAAAUGGGACAAGUUAGAUGUGGAUGCAAUGCUGAAACAAGUAGAUGAAGAUGAGAAAGAAAUGGAAGAAGAAAUACAAUUGGAAGUUGAAAAACUUGACGAAGCAAGAAAAGCAAAAGUUGCAACAGAAAUGAAACAAAAGGGAAAUGAACAUUUCAAAAACUCUGGAUAUGAAGCUGCGAUAGAAUGCUAUACAACUGGAAUGCAGGCUGAUCCAUCCAACCCUGUUUUUCCUGCAAACAGAGCGAUGGCAUAUUUGAAGUUGAAAAAGUAUGUUGAAACUGAAGCAGAUUGCACACUUGCUCUCUCACUUGAUCCAACUUAUACAAAAGCAUAUUUAAGAAGAGGAACAGCCAGAGUUGCUUUAGCGAAACUGUCAAGUGCGAGAAAAGAUUUUAUGGAUGCAUUGAAAUUGGAACCUGGAAACGGCCAAGCAAGCAAUGAAAUAAAAAAACUGGAUGAGCUUGAAAAUAUUGGCAAGAAGCCGAAAAUAAAGUCGUCAUCAGAGGUCAGAGACACCACAAUGAAGAAGGAUCCGAAAUAUGUCUAUCCAAUUUUUAUUCCACCCAAAUUGCGUUCAAAGAAACCUUUGAUGAGAGUAGAAGUACAAGAAAUAGGUUAUGAGGAAGAAAAAAGUAAAUUAAAUGCAAACAUCGUUGAUCUGGAUUUUAUUAUGAAGAGAGAAAAGAUAGACAAUUCGGAAAUGAAAGAAAAUAAAACGACCAAACUGAAACUCAAACCUAUUAUUUCUGUUAUGACUGAUUCGAAGCAAAAUUCAUCAAGCAUGAACGAUAUAAAAAUGGAAAGUAAAAGACUGGUGGAAGAAAUGGAAUCUGAAAAUAUUUCAAGUAAAUUGACCAAUGGUGUGGAUACUAAUGUAAAUGCUAUUGGGGAUAACUGUCAUAUCGAUAAUACAAAAUCAUUGACAAAUAAAAACUCAAAAGGGCCUGCUUCGUCAAAAAAAGUUUUCGAGUCAAAAAGCUUAGAAAGAACUGGUGAAUUGGAAGAUGCAGUUCAGGUGAUUUUACCUCCAUGUCCAACGACUUCAUUCCAAUUCCAAGCUCAAGUCAAAAAGUUGAUGAAUGUGCCUGGAAUAUUGUACAAAUAUAUGUUGCAAAUACCACCUUCACAGAUUCCUGGUUUAUUGAAAGAACAAUUGGAAACGGAGACACUGAUGCCAGUGUUGAAUUGCUUUCAUACAAACUGUGAUGGGAAUGAGAUUGUCUUCGAUUAUUUAAAUCAAUUCACAAAGGUGAAAAGAUUUGAGAUGACGGUAUUGUUCAUGUCAGAUAGUGAGAAAAAAGAUGUGAAAUCACUGUUCGAACUUCUGGAAAACACUUUACCUGGGAAGAAAGUCGACUUGAAAUUGUUGAGUAAAAAAUAUGGAUUGUGAUUUUUUUAGCCUUCGUAGUUUUGCAAUAAAAUUAAUUUAUUUUCUAUAUUUUUCGAUUGCGAAUUAUAGCGCUAUUUGUUAAUUGAUCGUGCAACGUUGCGGUCGACGCGAGAAUUGUAAAUGUCUUGUCGAAAUCCACAUGUUGUCAUGACGACGCACUUAUCUUAAAUGCUUUAGCCUGAUCCCAGUGUGUCGGCGAGCGGACCAGACCGGACAAUUGAGAUGUUUUGUCGUGCUUGAUAGUACAUCGACUUCGGAGGAUAAAUUUAAUAUAUAUACCAAGCACGUCACGGUUUAUAUCGGACAGGUAAGACAGAAUGAAGCCGCAUAUGUCCAUAAUAUACGGUACUGUAUAAUUGUGGCGGUCAAGUUGACGAGAAUAUAUCAAUUGUG
Styela clava is the source of this 2308-nucleotide messenger RNA. RefSeq names its product RNA polymerase II-associated protein 3-like. Gene Ontology annotation, cellular component: protein folding chaperone complex. Gene Ontology annotation, molecular function: protein binding. Lineage: Eukaryota; Metazoa; Chordata; Ascidiacea; Stolidobranchia; Styelidae. The record is from RefSeq and is a predicted model, not a curated record.